Messenger RNA from Zasmidium cellare ATCC 36951, 399 nucleotides. RefSeq lists its product as uncharacterized. Gene Ontology annotation, molecular function: RNA binding. Gene Ontology annotation, cellular component: Lsm1-7-Pat1 complex; catalytic step 2 spliceosome; U12-type spliceosomal complex. The transcript has 3 exons. The coding region runs from base 1 to 399 and encodes 132 amino acids. The record is from RefSeq and is a predicted model, not a curated record. Gene Ontology annotation, biological process: mRNA splicing, via spliceosome; nuclear-transcribed mRNA catabolic process. NCBI's taxonomy places the organism in Eukaryota, Fungi, Ascomycota, Dothideomycetes, Mycosphaerellales, Mycosphaerellaceae.
AUGUCAGAGCGCGCCAACUUCAGAGGCGGUGGCGGUCGAGGUCGCGGCGAUCGGGGCGGCAGAGGGGGCGGUGAUCGUGGAGGUCGAGGCGGAGGCAAUGCUGGCGGCGAGCGGAAGAAGGAAAACAUCCUCGAUUUGUCCAAGUACAUGGAGAAGGACAUUUCCGUCAAGUUCAACGGCGGACGAGAAGUCACCGGAACCCUCAAAGGAUACGACCAGUUGAUGAACCUGGUGCUUGACAAUGUCAAGGAGGUGACGAGAGACGAGGAAGGAAACACCAGCUUCCGCAAUCUGGGCCUUUUAGUCGCGCGAGGAACUCUACUGGUCCUAAUAUCGCCACUGGACGGCAGCGAGGAGAUCGCCAACCCAUUCGUGCAAGCAGACGACGACGACGAGUGA